Gymnogyps californianus (California condor) is the source of this 1188-nucleotide messenger RNA. RefSeq names its product reticulon 4 interacting protein 1 (gene RTN4IP1). The record is from RefSeq and is a predicted model, not a curated record. Bases 1 to 1182 code for a protein of 393 amino acids. NCBI's taxonomy places the organism in Eukaryota, Metazoa, Chordata, Aves, Accipitriformes, Cathartidae. Gene Ontology annotation, cellular component: mitochondrion. Gene Ontology annotation, molecular function: zinc ion binding; oxidoreductase activity. The transcript is spliced from 9 exons.
AUGCUGUCGCGGGGGGCGGCGAGCGGGCGGGCGCUGCGCGGGGCAGCGCGGGCGGGCGGGCAGCCGCCGGUCCGCGGCCUCCGCGCCUCUCCGCGGGCGCGGUCCGCCAUGCCCUCCUGGGUCAUAGACCGGUACGGCCGCAACGACGUGCUGCGCUUCACCAGGGACAUGGUGUUCCCCACUAUACACUUCCCGAACGAGGUCAUCAUUAAGGUUCACGCUGCAAGCCUGAACCCCAUCGACCUUAGCAUGAGAAGUGGUUAUGGUGCAACUGCAUUAAAUAUGAAGCGGGAUCCCCUGAAACUCAAAAGCACAGACACUGAAUUUCCACUAACACUUGGUCGAGAUGUCUCUGGUGUUGUAAUGGAAUGUGGACUGAGUGUGUCUUAUUUCAAACCUGGAGAUGAGGUGUGGGCAGCAAUUCCUCCGUGGAAACAGGGCACUCUGUCAGAGUUUGUGGUAGCUAGUGGAAACGAGGUGUCUUUUAAGCCAAAGUGUCUCAGUCACACAGAAGCUGCCUCCUUACCAUAUGUAGGUCUCACAGCGUGGUCUGCAGUUAACCAAGUGGGAGGACUGAACCAAAGUAAUUGUAGUGGGAAAAGAGUAUUAAUAUUAGGAGCUUCAGGAGGAGUUGGUACAUUUGCUGUACAGCUAGUGAAGGCCUGGGGUGCUCACGUGACAGCAGUUUGUUCUCAUGAUGCCAGCACACUGAUGGAAAAGCUUGGAGCGGAUGAUGUGAUUGAUUACAAAUCUGGAAAUCUGGAAAAGCAACUUAAAACAUUACCCUUAUUUGAUUUCAUCCUAGAUAAUGUUGGUGGAUCCACUGAGAAGUGGGCUCCAGAUCUCCUGAAGAAAUGGUCAGGAGCAACAUAUGUUACCUUAGUGACACCUUUCCUGAUCAAUAUGGACAAACUUGGAGUGGCUGAUGGCAUGUUACAAACAGGAGUCACAGUUGGUUCCAAAACUGUAAAGCAUCUCUUUAAAGGAGUCCAUUAUCGGUGGGCAUUUUUUAUGCCAAGUGGCCCAAGUUUGGAUGAAAUAGCAGAACUAGUUGAUUCUGGAAAGAUUCAACCGGUUAUUGAUCAAGUCUUCUCUUUUUCUGAAGUUCCAAAGGCCUUUCUGAAAUUGGAAGGAGGACAUGCACGUGGAAAAACAGUGAUCGAUGUAAUCAGUAAAAAAUAAAGUAUC